This is a messenger RNA of Thalassophryne amazonica, 3070 nucleotides long. It is a transcript of the gene acap1, whose product is annotated as ArfGAP with coiled-coil, ankyrin repeat and PH domains 1. The transcript is spliced from 23 exons. Gene Ontology annotation, cellular component: cytoplasm. The coding region runs from base 366 to 2663 and encodes 765 amino acids. NCBI's taxonomy places the organism in Eukaryota, Metazoa, Chordata, Actinopteri, Batrachoidiformes, Batrachoididae. The record is from RefSeq and is a predicted model, not a curated record. Gene Ontology annotation, molecular function: protein binding; GTPase activator activity.
GAGAGAGAGAGAGAGAGCGCGUCACUUUUCUGUUACAGCCUUUGGAAACAGCCACUCAUGUGAUCUGACAUCCAGCAAGGAUAUUUUAGAAGAAAUUAAAGAGUCCUUUUGUCUGCAGGAUUCUUUAAAAAGAACCAGCCUUCAUUACGUCAUAAAAGCGCACUGACCGGCGCGUGGUGUCGGCACGCGCGCCUGCAGCCCGCAGACCGGGCACACAGACUCCCGUCAGAAACCCGCCGAACAGGACGAAUAGAUUGUGCAAGAAAACCGAAAAAGAUAUGGAGCUUUGAGAAUCAGAAGCUUUAGGGGAGGUUUAGUUCGGUUUUGUCCGACAGAGAAGUCACAGAUUGAACCAAAACUUCAGGAUGACAGUCAAACUGGACUUUGAGGAGUGUUUGAAAGACUCCCCUCGCUUCAGAGCUGAGAUCGAAGAGGUCCAGUGUGAUGUGAGCGAAUUGGAGACACGGUUAGAAAAGUUGGUGAAACAAUGCCAGGCCAUGCUGGAUGCAGGCAGAGUCUACUGCCAGACCAGCAGGAGCUUCGUCAAUGGGCUCAAGGAGCUGGGACACCACUGUUCACAGGACAGCAUGAUGGAGGAGUGUCUGGUGAUAUUUUCUGAAAAGCUCGAGGCCAUCUUGGAUGCCCAGGGGGAAGUGAUUGAAACCACACAGAAGUCGGUCAAGUUGAAGCUGCAGAGUUUUGUGAAAGAGGAUGUUCGGCGGUUUAAAGAUGUCCGUAAGGAGUUUGAGCGAAACAGCGAGUGCCUUGAAGGGGCGCUGGCGAAGAACGCUCAGGCUCCACGGGGGAAGCAGCAUGAAGUUGAGGAGGCGAGUCACGCAUUGCUCAAUGCGCGCAAGGCCUUCCGGUCUGGAGCACUGGACUACGUCCUCGAGAUUAAUGUCAUUGAGGCCAAAAAGAAGAACGACAUUCUGAAUGCGGUGCUAUCACUGAUGGAGGCCCAGGCACAGUUCUUCCAACAGGGUCACGAGUCCCUGUCCAAUGUGGACGAGUAUCGACGUACGCUAAGUGAAGAACACACCCAGCUUGUCCUGAAUUCUGCCAGAGAGAAGAGGGACAUGGAGCAAAGACAUGCAGCAAUCAAGAAAAAGGACAUGUCCUACGAUGACUCCAUUAUGGACUUUAAUGCUGAUGCGGCGAAUGGGAUCGCAAUGGAGGGCUAUCUAUAUAAAAGAGCAAGCAAUGCCUUUAAGACCUGGAGCAGGCGCUGGUUUUCAAUUAAACAUAAUCAACUCGUGUACCAGAAGAAGUACAAGGACGUGCCAACAGUUGUGGUAGAAGACCUACGUCUUUGCACGGUCAAGCCCAGCAGUGAGAAUGAGAGGCGGUUCUGCUUUGAAGUGGUUUCCCCAUCAAAGUGCUGUUUAUUGCAGGCGGACUCGGAGAGGCAGCAGCUGGGGUGGAUCAGCGCCGUCCAAAACAGCAUCGCCUCAGCCUUCCAGGAGCACAGAGAAGACCCGCACAGUCCGAGGCGGCGCUGCAGCUCUGCAUCAGCGGGCAGCACUGGAGUAGGAGGAGUGGGUGGCCUGGAUCAGGAGAACACAAACCGCAAGGCGCUGGAGGAGGUUCAGGCCAUCACAGGGAACAGGCAGUGCUGCGACUGUGGAGAGCCGGGUCCCGACUGGGCCUCCAUCAACCUGGGUAUCACCCUUUGUAUCGUCUGCUCCGGGAUACACAGGAGCCUGGGAGUCCAUUUCUCCAAAGUUCGCUCCCUCACUCUUGACUCCUGGGAGCCGGAGCUCAUUAAGCUGAUGUGUGAAUUAGGAAACACAGUAAUCAACAGGAUCUAUGAGGCUCGAAUUGAUGAGAUCACCAUCAAGAAGCCCAGCGCCUCCAGUCCAAGAGGAGACAAGGAGUCGUGGAUCCAAUCAAAGUAUGUGGAGAAGAAAUUUAUCCAAAAGCUGCCUGAAACUGGGCGGAAUCCCGUCCUGAGGCGAUCCAGCGCCCGGAGGAACAGGACAAGCACGCAGGAUCGGACAGCACAGAGACCGCCAAUCAAGCCCAAACCGAACCGAGCCACUCUGCCUCGUGUCACAGGACUGAACCCCUCAGACAUUUUGCAAAAGAACAACACGGGCAGCCACAAAGAUGCUGAGGAGGAAGAGGAGGAUCUGAGUGGUCUUCAUCCCGGAGCGCUACUCUACCGCUCGGCGGCACUACAGAACUUCCCUGUCAUGGCUGACGCCUUGGCUCAUGGAGCUGAUGUUAACUGGGUCAAUGUGGCCGAGGACUCCAGCACACCCCUGAUACAGGCAGUCUCAGCGAAUGCUUUGGCAGCCUGCGAGUUCCUGCUUCAGAAUGGUGCCCAUGUCAACCAGGCAGACAUCAAUGGCAGAGGACCACUGCACCACGCCACCAUCCUGGGUCACACAGGGUUGGUGUGUCUCUUCUUGAAGCGAGGUGCAGAUUACAAUGCCAAAGACAAGAACCAGAAAGAUCCCAUAAGUAUCGCUGUGGACAACGCCAAUGCUGACAUCGUUACUUUGCUACGAAUUGCCAAAAUGAACAAGGAGAUGCGGGAGAUGGACGAAGGUUUUGGACAAUCAGGUGACGAAACCUACCACGACAUCUUCAGAGACUUUUCACACAUGGCCUCAAAUAACCCCGAAAAGCUGAAACGCCGCAGUGCGGAUCCAAAAACCUAAGCGGUAUCAGCUCACAAGCACGCAGACUCGCACUUCCCCGCCUGGCCACCUGCCACGUGUUCAGUCAGAACUCAGCUGGCGUUAACUUCAGAAAGGCCGGCCACUCCAAACAUUGCAUUCUUUGUGCUAACACAGCGCGCCAGAACAAUUGUGUCCAAGUGGAAACACCGGAUCAGCUUUUGUAAGACCAGCGGGAGGCGGUUUUAUGUGUAGCGGACUCGCUCUGCCAAGAUUUCCUGAUUAAAUCUGUUUUUAAGCAUAGUGACAUUUUUGCGCCAAUUCUAUGUACAUAUUCAAGUAUAAACAGAAACAUGCUGCAAACAGGUGACUUAUGUGAAAUGCUCAUUUCUAUUUGGUUUAAGCUACGUGAGGUACUUAUUGUAUCAUUAUCAAAUAAAACAGAGAAC